Phycodurus eques (leafy seadragon) is the source of this 4935-nucleotide messenger RNA. Its product is annotated as SLIT-ROBO Rho GTPase-activating protein 3-like. The record is from RefSeq and is a predicted model, not a curated record. Lineage: Eukaryota; Metazoa; Chordata; Actinopteri; Syngnathiformes; Syngnathidae. Gene Ontology annotation, molecular function: protein binding. The coding region runs from base 441 to 3371 and encodes 976 amino acids. Gene Ontology annotation, biological process: signal transduction; negative regulation of cell migration. The transcript has 26 exons. Gene Ontology annotation, cellular component: cytoplasm.
AGAGAGAGAGAGAGAGAAAUGAGGGAGGGUUAGGGGAGGUAGGAGAGUACUGAGCUGAGAGGAAUCUGUCAGAUUCAAACACACACGGCUCUCUUGCUGUCUUUGCGAUGAAGAGAAGGAGGGAUGGGAGGAGAGAUCUGAGGAAAAGAUAGAAAGAGACAACAGAGGCGCACAAAGUGAGGGUGCGAAAACCUGUUGAGACACAGGAUGUGGCCAAUCCGCCCAUGGAUCGGCAUUCCAUGGACACAACAAACCGGCCUGACGUCUUUGGCGAGUGUGUGUGGCCAAUCGACGCUGAUGCCGCUGUGCUGUAUGAGACAGUAGGUCAAUCAAGGCACUGAGGCUGGAAGGUUAAAGGAGAGGGAACUGGGACGUUAAAAGAAAACGCCAGGCUUGGGAGAGGUAGGAGAGAACAGACGAGCAUCAGGAGGGUGGCAAAGAUGAUGACCUCACACGGAAAACUGAGGAGGGAGAAGGGGAGUCUGGCCGAGUAUGACUCUCAGAUGAAAGACUUGCGGGCUCAACUGACGGACCAAAUUAAGAUUUUGGACUCCCAGAUAGAGGUUAAACAGCAGCAACUCUCGGAUCUCUCUGAGUUCCUCCGUCGACGCGGCGAUAUUGAGGCCGAAUAUGCUCGUGCCCUUGAUAAACUUACCGAGAGGUUCACGCACAAAACUAAGAAGAAGGAGCAGUGGGGUCAGUCGGUGUGUCAAGUCUGGUCCGUUUUGUUGACUCAGACCCGUUUGGAAAGUCGUGAGCACUCAACGUUGGGUGACAGCUGCUGCAACGCACUCACACAGCGGUUAGCGCACAGCACGGAGGACACACACCGGCUACACAAACGGAGCAAAGAGGUUGGAAUCCAGAUGCAAGAUGAGUUGCUUAAGGUCACCACUGAGCUGCAGACGGCCUUGAAGACAUACAACCAGUACCACACUGACUGCCUGAUAGCUGAGGGAAAACUGAAGGAGGCUGAGCGGUUGGAAGAGAGGCACACUGGCAAGUCAGCUGAGCUCGGCCUCGGCCUAUCAGGAGGGCAAAGGCGGAGCUCCGUCAAAAAGAUGGAGAGAUUAAUGGAGAAGAGGCAUGGCCGAGUGCAGGAGACCCAGCUCAAGUGUACUAAGGCCCGAAAUGACUACCUGCUCAAUCUUGCUGCAGCCAAUGCAGCCAUGAACAAGUACUACCUGCAGGAUGUCAGCACUCUCAUUGAUUGUUGCGACCUGGGUUUCCAUCAAUCCGUGGAGAGGGUAAUGACGUGCUACCUGGCUAGUAGGUGGCGCAUCCAAAAGACAGAGGAGGCAGGGCUGAAGCAGUUGGAGGCCGCCGUCACGUCGCUGGACCAGGGCGGAGACAGAGAUGCACUGCUCCAGCAGCAUGACUCAGCCUUCUGCCUUCCAUUUAGGUUUAACUACCACCCGCAUGAGGGCGACCAGGUGUGUGAGGUGAGUGCGGAGAGUCAGGUGAGGUACGAGAUGGAGACCAGAUUUCAACAGCUUCAGUCUCGACUAGCCGCUGUCACAUUGGAAACAGAGGAGGUCAGUAAAACUCUCAAAGCGACACUCACAGCCCUGCUGGACUCUAUGUGUGACAGCGACUGCAACCCCACCCCUGAUGUGCCCAGCAACCUAUUACAUGAGCCCCCCGGAGCAGGCUCCGUCCCAAAACUUACCCUCGCUAAGCGUCGAGCCAAUCAACAGGAGACAGAGACCUACUAUUUUAUAAAAGUGAAGGAGUUUCUCACCAGUAGUUCUCUGACUUUCAAACUUCAAGCCAAGCAUGAUCUACUACAAGAUGCAAUACAGAAAGCUGAGGCCGUCAACACAGACCCCUCCAGAGCUCAGUGUGCUCGUUCGGUGCGAGUUCGGAAGUCCAGACCCAUUUCCCAAUUUUGCCACACGCUCUUCAGCACAGAUAUACUGUCUUACAUAAAGAGCUCCGGCCAGCAGAUCCCUGUGGUGGUUGAAAGCUGCAUCCGCUUCAUAAACCUUCACGGUCUCCACCAUGAAGGAAUAUUCCGAGUUCCUGGGUCACAAAGAGAAGUUAAUCUGAUCAAGGAUGCAUUUGAGAGAGGAGAAGACCCUCUGUCUGAUAGUGAGUGUGACCUGGACUCUGUGGCCGGGGUAUUGAAGCUUUACUUCAGGGGCCUCGAGCCUCCCCUCUUCCCCUAUGAUAGCUACUUGCAGCUGCUGGAGUGUGUCCAAAUUGAAGAUAUGGCGGAAAAAGCAGCACAGAUCAGAGCAAUAGUCUCUGCCUUUCCACGACCUCUCCUCAUCGUAAUGCGAUACCUUUUCGCAUUCCUCAAUCACGUGACUCAGUACAGUGAUGAGAACAUGAUGCAGCCUUACAACCUGGCCGUCUGCUUCGGCCCAAGCCUGCUGAGAGGGGUUGAUUCGGAUGAUGCCGUUGCACGGCAGCCACAGGUCAAUGACCUUGUCAAAACCAUGAUACUCCAGCAUGAUGUCAUAUUCCCUGGCCAAUCAGAGUUGCCAGGUGCUAUCUAUGAGAAGCACAUGACUCUGGAGCAGGAAUAUUGUGCACCAGUCCCUCCUGCAGUCAAACAAGCAAAUCCCAAGUCACUGCAGGAAAAUAUCAAGCAAGUCGAGUCGACACUAAAUUUGAGUGAACCAAUCACAGAGGAGGGAGAUGGAGAGGCUGAACAUCUGCCCAGUGAGGACGAUUCGGAAGCUGUGGCAAUGUUCGACUACGCGGCGAGAUCACCGGCAGAGCUGUCCUUCAAGCAGGGAGAGCUUCUUAUUCUUCACAGCAAGGUCUCUUCUGAUUGGUGGAGGGGUGAAGCAGGAGGGGUCAAAGGUCUCAUCCCACACAAGUACAUCAACGUCCUGGAAGGGUCAGAGAGAGGAAAAAGAGAUGAAGGAGGAGGAGGUGGCGGCAGCACUGGAAAUCUGUCGGCAGAUGAUCCUCAUACAGAGAACACCGUUCGGAUGCGGGUGAACAGCGAUGGCGCUUCGUUGCCUGGGCGACAAAGAGGAAGCGAUGGAAGCCCUGGUCGAAAGCCACCAACCUCCCCGGCUGCACGCCACCUGCCAGUGUCUCAGGAGCGAAGACACACGCUGGACACUGUAAGACAGGCAGGGUUCAAACCUGCGGACAGACCCGCAUUUGUUCAGGCAGACAGGACGACGGCUGACAAGGAGAUGAUCAGUCGCCAGAUGAACUCUGUGUUCAAGGAGCUCCUGUCUCGACAGCCGCCCAUGCAGCCGCCAACCCUCCCAGCCACGGCGACCCCUGCUCCCCCUUCUUCUUCCGCCUCCACCUCCUCCCCUUCCUCUCCCCUCCCUCAAGCUGCCCCCACUGCCAAAAAAGUGGGCUUUGGUAUCCGAGGACGGGCCCUUUUCCGGCCUGUGGACUGACAUACCCUAAAACUGGAUGGAUGAUUGAAAGUAUAGAUUUCAAGCUUGAGGAUGAAUAUACUGUCAUGCAUUCUGGGAAAUUUUUGAUUUAUUUUUAGGAUGUAUGAAUAUAUUUAAGUCUGUGCCAUCUCAUAGUGCCACAUGGCGCUGUAUUGCAGUAUGUCUUGUGUGUUUCUUCAAAUGUUUUUGGUCUUCUUCUUCUUUUCCCCCAAAUGUGCAAGUCUGGUUUUGGUCUCCUGUUUUUGAGAAUCAGGGAUGUGUUCUGUCUGGUGUGAAGGAAUAUUAGGGCCACACUGAAAAGGAAAACAAAAAAGUAUAAUGUCUUGUAAAAAUCAAGCUUGAAAUGUUAUCAGGAAAAAAGUAAUUGCAGGAGUAAAGUCUGGAUAUUUGUAAUAUUACAACUUUAUUCAUACAAAAUUAAAACAACUUUUUCCUCAUACAAUGAAAAGAACCCAACUUUAUUCUUGUAAAAAUGCUAAGCUUUUUUCUCAUAUAACAACUUUAUGAGUUUGUCUUUAUAAUAUCGAUUUCUCAUAAAUCUUCAUGAAUCUUUACUCUCAAGAUAUUCUCUCUUUACUCUCGCAACUUUAGUCUGGUAAAUCUAUGACUUCAUUCUCGCUGCAGUAUUUUUUUCCCCUUUAUAGUAUGGCCCUAAUACUUCGUCAUAGUUAUUCUGUGAUAUGAGAAUAAAUUGGUUGACAUGCUUAAUGUCAGCAAAAGACUGUCCCCUAGUGGCUGGUUAUGAAAAAUCAAAUGCUGACCAAUAUAGAAGAAGGAAAAAAGACAGCCAAUACGAGGCCUGUGUCAAGGAGUGCCUCUGUGUUAUUUUUACGCUUUCAAUUUUCUCUUAAUUUCAAGUCUUUUUACAAUAUGUGACCUGAAAAGAUGUUUGCAUUGCUGUUUACAGUUGUGUCAAUUAAUGAAGGAGCAUGCAGUGAUCUGACAAACUCAUGUUGGGAAAAAAACGACAACAUUCCAUUUCAUAUGUGAUACAUGGCCGACAAGGCAAAACUCAGGGCUUUGCAGAGUUAAGAUGGGCUGACUCAGGUUUGCCUUUGAAAGAAUUAAGUGGCUUUUCGUGGCUUCUUUCAAGCUGUGCAUGAGCCAAAAAUGCCCUCAUGUCAGGGGAGAACUCGUGACUUCUGGCUUUAACUGUGAAUAUGACAACAAAGUUUGGGAAUCUCACUCUAACUACACUCACACACACUGAAAAAUAAAUAAAUAAAUACAUCAAUCAAUAAAUCACAUAUAUAUAUAUAUAUAUAUAUAAUGUGUGUGUGUGUGUGUGUGUGUGUGUGUGUGUGUGUAUUGGCAUCCACAGAAGAUCAAGAGGUGUAUGAUGUUAUCUACUUUGAUUCCAAACACUUGAGAUGGUUUGACAUGUAUCGCGUCUCUCUUCUGUUACGUUUUAGUAGAAACAUAAAUGUGAUAGUUUCCUUGUUUUACAAAAUUAAAGCACCCUUUAUUCAAAAUCACUUUGAUAAUGUCACUAGAUUUAAAGUGUAAAAUUAAAGUAUAUGUGUGGGGAAAGAAACUAUGAUGACAAUAAAAGAUAGAGUGAUGA